Papaver somniferum (opium poppy) is the source of this 549-nucleotide messenger RNA. Its product is annotated as glycine-rich protein 2-like. Lineage: Eukaryota; Viridiplantae; Streptophyta; Magnoliopsida; Ranunculales; Papaveraceae. The record is from RefSeq and is a predicted model, not a curated record. The transcript has 5 exons. Bases 1 to 549 code for a protein of 182 amino acids.
AUGGGGUGGUUAAUGCCUUUGAACGAUGAUGGUGGUGGUGAUGGUGCUGGUGGAGGAAGAUACCAGAUUUAUAAUUAUGGUGGUGGCGGAGGCGAUGAAGGAGGUAUGUAUUUCAAUUUAUCACUAUUUUUAUUAGAAAAUGAUGGUGGUGGUGGUGAUGUUGGAGGUGGAGGAAGAUAUCAGAUCUAUAAUGAUGGUGGCGGCGACGGCGAUGAAGGAGGUAUGUAUUUCAAUUUAUCAUUGUUUUUAUCAGAAGAUGAUGGUGGUGGAGGAGGAAGAUACCAGAUCUAUAAUGAUGGUGGUAGUGGCGGCGAUGAAGGAGAUGUAAAGUUCUUUGAAUGUGGAAGUUGUGGUGCAACGAUGGUUGUUGUAGAAAUUCUUGUUACUCUUGUAUUUCUUAAGGAUAUGUUAGUUUACAGGUUCCAGUUGUUGACACCUAAUUUUGGUGGCGGCAGUUGUGGCGGCAACGAGGAUGGUAGCUACAACAGCGGUGACAACAUCUUCAAUGAUGGUGGUGGUGGAAUAUUAGCGGUAGUGGUGGAAUGUUGA